AUGCUAAACGUGACUUGUGAUGCUUUACUGUCAGGCCAGUCUGUCACCGCUGCCGGAAUCUGUCUCAGGAGUGCGUAUGGCCACGGAAGCAGAAGAGGAGCUAGAGGUCCUGCAAAGGGUUAUGUCGAAGCCCUGGAGACGCGGCUAAAAGUCACAGAGGGUGUGUUGUGGCGACUCUUGAGUUCUUCAAACGAGCAGGACUUGUUGAGAGCUUUUGAUGAUCACAUUAUUGCAAAGACACCAAAGAGCCUUACUAUUUGUACAUUGGCGACCACGGAUGAGAAAAGGUCCGCCAUAUCGCACUGGGAGCAAUUUCCUCUUCGGUCUGCCGCAGAAGUGCAAACUUGGAUGCAAAAUCUCGAGCCGAUGCCAACUCCGGAGCCAUCACUCGCUCUAACCUCGAUUACGGGCGAGAACGACGCCCCCCAAGACUCAUGGGUAGCCACAGAAGAGCCACGACCAGACUACCCAGAGCGAGAGAUGACUGAGCAGUACGAUCACCAGCGUGAGUUUCACGCUACUGCCCCAUCAUCGGAAGCGAAUUCGACGGUGUCAGUAGCCCGAGAUGAGCUGCCCUUCACCCAGAACAGGCUUCAGGCCCUUGACUACGAGCUGUCGUUGUCCGCUCAAGGCAGUCAUCCCAGUCGAAGUGCCGUUGCUGGGAAAUUCGGACUAUCUUCAGAGUUCCAAGACACCUUUUUGUGGUAG
Messenger RNA from Exophiala bonariae, 708 nucleotides. RefSeq lists its product as uncharacterized. The transcript has 3 exons. The record is from RefSeq and is a predicted model, not a curated record. Lineage: Eukaryota; Fungi; Ascomycota; Eurotiomycetes; Chaetothyriales; Herpotrichiellaceae. Bases 1 to 708 code for a protein of 235 amino acids.